UGUCGCAGUUUCCCGCCUCUGGCUCUGAGCCAACCCAGCCGGACGUUUGGCGGUUAGUGUUGGGAAGUUCGAGUCUUUGAAGUGAAUCGGAUCACUGACUCUCGGACAGUAUAUAGAGUCCUUGGGUUCAUUUGAAGUGGUGCAGCGCUGUGGCUCUAUGUGACCGAUGCAAACCUGAGCCUGGGCUUAUGCAGCUGCCAUGUGGCGACGGCACGAAUCACUUACUAAGACGACUCAUUGCUCCCGAGUCAUAUAAAAGAUCAGUUCAUAUGGAACGAAUCGUUCACGACGACACUCCACUACACCCUCCCGGAUGUUUGGCGGAAGCUGUCGGUUAGCAACAGCCGGCGGAGGAGCCUCGGAGUCGGCAGCGGGAUGCGCGGACAGCCGCUACACUGAAACUCGGUAAAGUGACUCUUUACUGCGGCAUGGAGGACGGACAGCAGCGCGGGAACGGAACCUGAUCCACCGGCCGGCCGUCGAACUGUCGGUUCCGCUCGUGGAUGAAGAUCACCGACAGCUGUUGAUGGUGGACCGAGUUUAGCAUGAGGAGCGACCCGAGACAGAGCGCAGCAGCUCCGGGGAAGAGAGGCAGCAGAGCGCGGCAACACGGCUGCUGCUGCUGAGCUAACAGGCUAACAGGCUAACACUUUAUCAACACUUGGACAAACAAACACGACAUGGACUCACUGCUGGACUUCGAAGAGUGUGUGAAAGACUCACCUGGCUUCAGACUGAAGCUCGAGCUGUUCGAGACGGAUGUGACGGUGCUGGAGACUCACCUGGACAAGGUGAUGAAGCUCUGCGGUAAGAUGGUGGAGGCGGGACAAGCGUACAACGCAGCCAAUCAGCUGUUCCUGACCAGCCUGGGUGAACUGGCCUCGUACCACAAGAAGGACGCCGCCAUCACCAACUGUCUGAGCCAGUUUAACCACGGCCUGCAGGAGAUGGUCAGCUUCCACACCAUGCUGUUUGACCAGACGCAGAGAGCGAUCAGCCAACAGCUGAGCAACCUCUGCACGCAUUCUCUGAGGUUCCUGCCCCAGCUGGUGGAGACCAGGAAGGAGUUUGUCCGGAUCGGAGACGAUCUGGAGACGGCGGCGGCGAAGAACGCUCAGGUGUCUCGCCACAAAGCAGGAGACGCCGAGCGGGCGAGUCACCUGCUGCUCGCCACACGCAAAUGUUACCAACACUUCGCCCUGGAUUACUGUCUGCAGCUCAACACGUUCAAGACUCAGCAGAGGAUCGACGUCCUGAACUCAGUGUUCUCCUUCGUCCACGCUCAGUUCACCUUCUUCCACCAAGGCUUCGACCUGCUCAGGGACCUGGAGCCCACCAUGAAGACCAUGGCAGCACAGUUGUCUCAGUUGUCGACAGACUGCACAGCUCAAAGAAAAGACCUGGAGAACAAACACCUGCUGGUCCAGCAGAGGGACGCCUCAGGUGAGCCGAUGGUUAACCCCUGUCCCGGCAGCGAUGACAUCAUCCAGGGUUACCUGUUCAAACGGUGCAGGAGGAAACCCAAAACCUGGAAGAGGUGCUGGUUCUCCAUCAGAGACAACCAGCUGAUUUACAGGAAGUCACACAAGGAGGAGAACACCGUCCUGUUCGAGGAUCUGCGACUGUGCGCCGUCAAAUCUUUGGAUCACAUCGACCGGCGGUUCUGCUUCGAGCUGCUGUCUGUUCAGAAGUGCUGUGCUCUGCAGGCUGACUCGGAGCAGUUGAAGCAGGCCUGGCUCAGCGCUCUGCAGGGCAGCAUCGACCUCGCCUACAGGGAGCGCGUCGACCCCGUCUGUGUGCAGCCUAAAGACCUCCCUCCUCUCCUCGGAGGUGGAGGAGGAGGUGGAGGUGGAGGGGACUCCUCCUCUCCGGGCCCCCCCACUCGGAGGCCUCCAGCGCUGGGCGUGGCCCUCCGAGGUCCGGGGAACCAACGCUGCUGCGACUGCGGGGAGGACGAGCCUCGCUGGGCCUCCAUCAACCUGGGAGUCACCAUGUGCAUCGAGUGCUCCGGCAUCCACAGGAGUCUCGGCGUUCACCUGUCCAAGGUCAGGUCCCUCACCCUGGACUCAUGGGAUGCCGAGCAGCUGAAGCUGCUGUGCGUUCUGGGUAAUGAUGUCAUGAACCAGAUCUACGAGGCGCGAUGUUCAGAGGACGGACGGGUCAAACCGAGAGCCGACAGUCUGCGGUCAGAGAAGGAGGCGUGGAUCAAAGAGAAGUACGUGGAGAAAAGAUUCGUGCAGAGCGACGGAGCAGACGGGCCGAACGCCGGGCUGCGUCUGUAUCACGCCGCGAUGUCGGGAGACCUGGUUGCCAUGGCAGCAGCGUUGGCCCAGGGGGCGGAGGUUAACGGUUGCGUCGGCGAGGAGGAGGGACGCACUGCGCUGAUCGGAGCUGCUGUCGGGGGAUCUCUGUUGGCCUGCGAGUUCCUGCUGCUGAAUGGUGCCAACGUGAACCACCGAGACCAGAGAGGACGAGGGGCGCUGCACGCCGCCGCCACCGCCGGACACACCGGACAGGUGUGCCUGCUGUUGAAGAGAGGAGCCAAUCAGUAUGCCGCAGACGAGAAAGGACAGGACCCGUUGGCCAUCGCUGUGGAAACGGCCCACGCAGACAUCGUCACACUGCUGCGGAUGGCGAGGAUGAACGAGGAGAUGAGGGACUCGGAGGGCGUCUUCGGAGCCGUGGGAGACGACGAGACGUUUCAGGACAUCUUCAGGGACUUCAGUGACAUGGCGUCACAUGACCCGGAGAGGCUCAGCCGGCGGCAGUUCAGCCGAGGAGGAGGAGAGGAGGAAGAGGAGGAGGGACAGAUGAACAGCCAGCAGUGUUGAAAAGACGUCAGGAUGAACCUGAGACUGCAAACUAACCACUGGGUUACCACGGAAACAGCCGUGACUGUGUAAUAUAACCAUUAUAGUAACAUAUAUGUCGAGAGUGUAAUCCCACUGUGGUAACUAUGUUCAGCUGUACUCUUACUUUGUAACAGCCAA
Larimichthys crocea (large yellow croaker) is the source of this 2990-nucleotide messenger RNA. Its product is annotated as BAR_ACAPs and ArfGap_ACAP domain-containing protein. NCBI's taxonomy places the organism in Eukaryota, Metazoa, Chordata, Actinopteri, Sciaenidae. Bases 681 to 2831 code for a protein of 716 amino acids. The record is from RefSeq and is a predicted model, not a curated record. The transcript has 21 exons. Gene Ontology annotation, molecular function: protein binding; GTPase activator activity. Gene Ontology annotation, cellular component: cytoplasm.